AUGGCGGAACGGGUGGGGGUGGCCCUGGGUGGUGGUGCUGGCGCUUCGAAAGCCGCAGGCUCCCGAGGAGCUCGAGGACACCGGCUGAUGGUCCCACCUCCAGGAUACAAGUUCAUACCCCGCACCGAGCAAGUCUGUCAAGAGAUGGGCUGCUUUGAGUGCUAUGAUAUCUACUGCGAGCGCUGUGAGUCCAAGGAUCGGCGAAUCAUCGAGUUGGAGAUGCGAAACACCGAACUGGUGAAGCACAUCACGUUGCUGCAGGCCCGCCUGUUCCCACGGGAUGGUCAGGGUCCCGGAGCAAGGCCUAAUGCUGGCGGUGGAGGUGGUGCAGGCAGUGAACCAUUUGCCUACGUGCAAAGCCCCGUAAUGUACGACCCAGGCAUGGGCAUCCAGUAUCAAGCCACCACGACUUUCAGUGCAGCCGGACCUUCUGGCGGAAAGCCAUGA
Messenger RNA from Symbiodinium natans, 447 nucleotides. NCBI's taxonomy places the organism in Eukaryota, Dinophyceae, Suessiales, Symbiodiniaceae. The record is from the annotation of a GenBank genome assembly.